AUGAGUGAUAAUCAUCCUCAAUUGCGAAACGACAAUCAUUUUCAAAGUACGAGUGGUUUAUCACCACCUGCCAUUAAUUCUAUUGGUAUUUGUAAAAUGCAGACUGCUGUGUUUCAUCCUUUCGAACAAAGAUAUAAUUGCUUUAAUUCGGUCGUUGCAGGGAUGAGCGGUGAAAUUCAACAUGUGAUGUAUUUGGCAGAAAAUAUCGGGAGUCUAUAUUUAUCAGCGGUUUGUAGCGACGUGAUUCUUAAGGUUGAAGGUUAUGCGCUUCCUGCUCAUAGGCUCAUUCUGGCUGCUCGUAGUGAUUAUUUCAGAGCAUUGUUAUUUAAUGGGAUGCGAGAGACAAGGGACACUGAGAUCGAGUUGGUGGACACUUCUGUUGAUGGCUUUAAAAUGCUAUUGAAAUACAUAUAUACUGGAAAAUUAUCUCUUAGCAGCCUGAAAGAAGAAGUUGUUCUUGAUGUGCUCGGUCUGGCGCAUAGAUAUGGAUUUACUGAACUGGAACUCAGUAUCUCAGAAUAUCUUAAGGUAAUCGCCUUGAAAACAGCAGUUUUAAAUAUUCGAAAUGUUUGUACGAUUUAUGGCGUAGCGCACUUGUACUCACUUCAUUCUCUUUACGAUGUGUGCCUCAAUUACGCUGAUAAGCAUGCCGUGGAAGUACUCUCAACUCAGGGCUUUCUUCAUUUAUCUGCCUUAGCGGUUGAACAAAUGAUUCGACGCGAUUCAUUAUGUGCUCCUGAAAUUGAAAUCUUUAAAGCAGUUAGAGAAUGGGUGCGCUUACACGCCAGUCAGGUAGAAGAUAUCGAGUUGAUUGUAUCAAAAUUGCGUUUGCCUUUGAUGAAAUUGAAUGAUCUUCUGAACGUUGUUCGACCAUCGGGUCUUCUUUCUGCAGAUGCAAUUUUGGAUGCUAUAAGAGACCAGCAAGAAAAAAAAAGUGGUGAACUUACAUAUCGAGGAUUUUUGCUUCACGAUAUAAAUGUCCUUACCACUGAUUUUAAUACAAAGGUUUUAACUGGAGAAGGAGCAAAUAAUUUGUUGAAUGGUGAAUUAAAUAGGUAUGAUACAGAUCGUGGAUUCACUUCGCAUAUUAUUAGCGAAAAAAGCAGUGGAAUUAUUAUUGAGCUUGGACGUCCUUUCAUCAUCAACCAUAUUUCUCUUCUUCUUUGGGAUCGUGAUCAACGUUCAUAUAGUUAUUACAUUGAAGUUAGUAUGGAUUCUGAAGAUUGGAUAAGAGUUAUUGAUUAUCGAAAAUAUCUUUGUCGUUCACAUCAAAACCUUUUUUUUCCUGCACGAGUAGUGAAAUUUAUUCGUGUUGUUGGCACCUAUAAUUCGGUUAAUAAUGCUUUUUAUCUGGUAAACAUUGAGGCAACUUACAAUACUCGACCUCCCGAUUUCGAUCCUGCGACGUCAGUAAUUAGUAAGCAUUAUGAAAAUUGCUCUUUUAGGAAGAAAAAGAAGCAAAAUUCAUUUAGAGAUUUAAAAUUUAGAACUUAUAUUGCAGUUCCAUUGACAAAUGUUGCAUCUAUCGUAAAUAAUGCAGUAGUAAUAGAAGGUGUAUCAAGAAGCCGCAAUGCUCUGAUAAAUGGUGAUACAAGCAAUUAUGAUUGGGAUAAUGGAUACACAUGCCAUCAGCUUGGUUCUGGUGCAAUUGUCGUGCAAUUACCUCAGCCGUACCUUAUUAACUCGAUGCGAUUGUUACUUUGGGAUUGUGAUGAUCGUUAUUAUUCGUAUUAUGUAGAAGUAUCUUCUAAUCAAGCAUCUUGGACUCGUGUAGCUGAUCAUACUCAAGACCAGUGCAAAGCAUGGCAACUUUUGCGUUUUGAUUAUAUUCCGGUUGUAUACAUUCGCAUUGUCGGGACAAAUAACUCAGCUAAUGAAGUGUUUCAUUGCGUGCAUUUCGAAUGUCCUGCUCAAAGAGCAGCUUUAAUGGCGCUUGACUCAAUUUCUGAAAGGUCUGAAUCUAAUACUCCGGAAAACAAUAAUGAGGAUUUUUAA
Messenger RNA from Dracunculus medinensis (Guinea worm), 1995 nucleotides. NCBI's taxonomy places the organism in Eukaryota, Metazoa, Nematoda, Chromadorea, Rhabditida, Dracunculidae. The record is from the annotation of a GenBank genome assembly.